Molecule: messenger RNA, 573 nt
Organism: Paramecium tetraurelia
Lineage: Eukaryota; Ciliophora; Oligohymenophorea; Peniculida; Parameciidae
Exons: 3
Source: RefSeq, a predicted model, not a curated record
AUGGACGCUUAAGAUAUUCAAUUAUAAGAUUAGCUCUUUACUUAAUAGAAUAAUGUAAUAGAUUUUGAGUGUUUUGACAAAAUGGAGAAAUUCCCUAUAAAGGAGAAAUUUAAAAUCAUAAAAACCAACAAUAAUGAUCUGUUAAUAGUAAAAGAAAAUGGAACAAUCAUUAAAAGGUUAACAGUUAGUGAUAUCAAAACUAGCGAGAUGUUCUUUUAUUAAUAAGAUGAUAUUCCAGCGAACUUUAUUUUGAGGCAGAUAAAAUUUUUUUAAUGGGUUGGAAAUUAUGAAGAAAAAAAAAAAGUAGGGAUAUGGUCAGCUAAAUGGAACAACCAAGCUUUGUUAGAUGUCGGAGGUUAGUAUUGCAAUAGAGGCAAGAAAUAAGGACAAUGGAAAGAAAUUUUUAAGAAUUACUCUGAAAAAACCUAAAUCUAUGAAGAAGGACUAUAUAAAGAUGAUCUAAGAAUUGCUAUUUGGAAUAUAAUCUAUGAAAAUAGUCAAAUUCAAUCAACCUUAGUGGUGGAGGGUGUUACAAUGAGCAAGGCUAGAAGACUGGUCUAUGGUAAGAGUUGA